AUGGCUCUCCUGCUGAUUAUCGCUGCCCUUCUGCUCGGUGCGUUUGCUGAAUCUGGUCCUAGAUACAGUCCUCCUACACCAUCCUACAACCCUCCUGUUCCUUCCUACAACGCCCCUGCACCCGCUCCUGUGGCACCAGCACAAUACAACUUUAAUUAUGCCGUGAAAGACGACUACUCCGGCAACGACUUCGGUCACCAAGAAAGCCGUGAUGGAUACGACACUCAAGGUACCUACUACGUCCAGCUCCCCGACGGCCGCCUGCAGACAGUCAACUAUAACGUGAACGGCGACUCCGGCUUCUUAGCUGACGUGGCUUACCAGGGAGAGGCUCAGUACCCAGCCCAGCAGCCUUCAAGAUCCUACCAACCUGCUCCCUCCCCAUCCUACCAGCCUGCCCCGACCCCGGCUUAUGGUUGAAAAUAAAUGACAGUGGAUAAUUUUUGCAAUCGUUAUACUUUAUUUCUGCAUCUUUUAUUUUUAAAUAUAUUUACAAGCGAUAGGCAAUAUAAUAUAAUCAUCAUACAUU
This is a messenger RNA of Penaeus chinensis, 529 nucleotides long. Its product is annotated as cuticle protein 18.6-like. The coding region runs from base 1 to 420 and encodes 139 amino acids. The transcript is spliced from 3 exons. Gene Ontology annotation, cellular component: extracellular matrix. Lineage: Eukaryota; Metazoa; Arthropoda; Malacostraca; Decapoda; Penaeidae. The record is from RefSeq and is a predicted model, not a curated record.